AUGGGGUCCGCAGGAUUUUUUUCUAGAGAGCCAAAAACGGAGAUUCUGGGUGCGCCGGAUCUGUUCAUCAAUCGAGGUAGCACCAUCAAUCUCACGUGCGUCGUCUUGCAGAGUCCAGAGCCGCCCGCCUACAUUUUUUGGAAUCACAACGAUGCGAUAAUCAGCUACGACUCGAACAGAGGCGGCGUUUCCGUGGUCACGGAGAAGGGUGACAGCACGACAAGUUUCCUCCUGGUGCAAGAGGCGAAGCCGUCGGACUCGGGACGGUACACUUGUAACCCCAGUAAUGCUCAACCGAAAUCGAUCACCGUACACGUACUCAACGGAGAGUAUCCCGCGGCAAUGCAGCACGGCGGUCAGGCCAAGCAACCGAGGCUCUACUCUCUUCUGCUCUGCCUGUGUCUACUACUUUACUAAUUGCUCCAUUCCAUCGCGCAUUUUCGAAGGAAGAAGUCAGAGAGCACUUUAGAGCGAAUGAGAACGCGUGUGUAUACAUGUAUGUAUUGUGUGCAUGCAUGUGUGUAUGUGUGUAUGCG
Molecule: messenger RNA, 536 nt
Organism: Nylanderia fulva
Lineage: Eukaryota; Metazoa; Arthropoda; Insecta; Hymenoptera; Formicidae
Source: RefSeq, a predicted model, not a curated record